Molecule: messenger RNA, 12795 nt
Organism: Henningerozyma blattae CBS 6284
Lineage: Eukaryota; Fungi; Ascomycota; Saccharomycetes; Saccharomycetales; Saccharomycetaceae
Gene: DYN1
Product: dynein heavy chain
Exons: 1
Coding region: 1-12795 (4264 amino acids)
Biological process (GO): microtubule-based movement
Cellular component (GO): dynein complex
Molecular function (GO): ATP hydrolysis activity; dynein light intermediate chain binding; dynein intermediate chain binding
Source: RefSeq, a predicted model, not a curated record
AUGAAAGACAAUGAGUAUGAUAAAAAUGAUAUAUUGGUCCAGAAUAUAGCUAGCUAUUGUGCGGACACUGCUCUGGCCCUGAUGAGAUCUACUGAUCCUUCCAAAUUCGAGAAUAAUAAUGAUAUAAAGACAGGCUUAGUAAGUGGAAUAAUAACAGAUAAUAUCAAGAUUAUAGGGGAUUUUCUAUAUUUAGAUACGGAAGAGUCUGGGCUGUAUAACUCCUUUGUUAUCCAAGUGUCAAUGCCAAAAGGGACUGUUCAUUUGAGGUCUGAUCUAGAAUUGAAUAAUUCCAAUGACAAUAUGGAACUCAUCGAUCAAACCAACGAUAUUGAACAACCGGAUAUGGCUGAAAAACUAUUCAAUAUUUUGAUUUUUAAAACUACGGACAUAAUAGAUUCCUCAAUACCUUUACAAUUUCAAUUGAACACUAUGAUAAUACCCAAUGACUAUCAUAAUAGCAAUAGUACAAAGAAAAUGUCAUCCAUCUUAAGCAAUGGUAUUGGCUCUAUGUUAAAUAUAUUAGGUAAUUCAAAUAACCAAAAAUUAUUCUCAAACGACUCUAUAGUUAGCACACGAAGAAAAUUAAAAGAUAUAACAAAUUCAUUAGAUAAUCUUCAAUCAUCUAUAAUAAUACCCAAUUUUUCAGAACUUUGCAGUCCUAUAAUAACUACCUGUAUUUCAGAAAAUAAAAAUACUUUGACCAUAGAAAAUUAUAGAUCAUUAUUCGAAGAUUUACACUCUGACACGACUAAGAUUAAUGACACGUCAUUUUUAAAUUCUGUUCAUAGCUCUGUUAAUAAGUGGAUUAAACUUACAAAAUUAUUGUUAAAAUCUGAAAGAAAUAUCAAUGAUGGAAAUUUUUUCGAUGAACUAAAUUAUUUUAAAAAUUUAAUCAAUGCCUUAAAUAUCACAAUAGAUCAAUUCCAAUCGUUGGAUUUACAAAUAUCAUUAAAUAUCUUAAUAGAUAAUGGACGAUUUAAUAACAAUCAAUUUUCUUCUUUGAAGUCUGAAUUAACCGAAAAAUUACAUUUAAUUCAAAGCUAUUCCAGUUUUUUAAAUGCUUUAAAUUUAUCAAAUAUUCAAAAUGUUUCAUCAUUGGAUGAUUUUCAAAUUGAAUUACAAUCUCUUUACAUUAAUAUAAAAAAGAUAAGAAAUCAAACCAAUUAUCCCCUGGCUAGAUUUAUUAAAUUAAUUGAUCAUCUAUAUAUACUUCUACUGGAUAAAUUUUUAUCAUUAAUACCAAAUAUUUUUGCAUCAACAUAUUCUAACAUAGAAUUGGAAAUACUCUUUUCCAAUAUUUUAGAAACAAUUAGAAUUUGGAAAAAUUAUAAUCAGGACCUUACUUUAAUAGUUCGUGAAUUAUUAAGAAAAAUAGUAAAUGAUAAUGAAAUGCCAAAUAUCUCCUUAUUAAAAUUCAAACCAAGCACUAUAAUGGAUAAAUUCGAAAAAACAAUAUUGGACAUAAAAAAACUAAUUAAAUUUAAUAUGGAUUUUUCCAAUUCAUUAUCUCGUUUAAUUAAUAUUGAAAGUAUCAAUAUUGAUGCACUUAUUGAGCCUUUCAUAUUAUUGGGUGAUAAUAUGAAAAACUUAAUUGAAAGCUGGAAAGUUUAUAAAAAGGAUUAUAAUCGACAUUUUGAAGUAAUAGAAAAUAGGAUUAUUGUUAUAAUGAAACAAGAUAUACAAGAUUCGAAAGAAAAAACAAAUCUAUUCGAUAGAUUUUUACGAUAUAGAGAUUUGUCAAAUUAUAGUACUAAAAUAAACUUAUCAUUAAUGGAUACCCGUGAUUUAUUGCUAGAUUCACUUGAACAUGAAUUCCAAAAAUUAAUGGAAAAAUACAAUACAUAUGAUCAAUUCCUUGAAUUAUCGACUGCCAUCAAUAACAAUCCUAAAAUCUUAUCUGAAAUCUCCUUUCUAUACCAAAUAAGUAAAAGAUCCAAAUAUUUACAAUCUCAUUUAGAAAUUGUAUUAGGCUAUAAUUGGAAAGAUUCACAUGAAGGCAAGAUAUUUAUCAUGAAAUUCCCUCUAAUUUUUCAAAUCAAUAAAUCAUAUUUACAAAAUAUUUUUGAAAAUUGGUUAAAUGAUUCAAUUAAUUAUAAUAAACUUAGUAAGAAUAAUUCAAUGAUAUCCUAUGAUGUUCCGUUACUCAAAAUUGUAAAAGAGAAAAAUAAUACUUUUGAUAUUGAUAUCAAUUUUAAUUUUGAUUGGUAUGAAAUUUUUAAUUGCAUUAGAGAUAUCUCUUUCUACGGAAUCACCGUUCCACAGGAACUUCCUGCAAAAAGAGAAACGUACAAUAAUAUUUUUUCGUACGCUAUUUCAAUUAGAGAACAAAUCCAGACCUUUUUCAUGGUAAUCGAAGAACUAAAUCUCAGAGAAUUUUGCAAGAUUAUCUUAAAUGAUAAAAUUGAGGAUGCAUGGAAUCAUUUAAAGAAGGCAUUAUUUAUAACAUGGGGUGAAAUUCAAGAACAUUCUAAAAAAUACUUUCUUUUAGAUGGAGCUCAUGAAUCAACCUAUGAGUUUUUUUUUUCUUUUGAAAGCUCAAUUGAAACUGUGGUAGAAUAUUUUCAGAUUUGGAGCCCAAUAGAAGAUCAAAUUUUUAUUAGUCUUCAAAAAUUAAUCUCAAUAGAUUUUCAACCAAAAUUGAUAGAUACUUAUUUAAAUGAAAUUCAAAAAAUAAUUGAUUCAAUUGAAAAUUAUGAUGCUUCUAAUUUGGAUAAAAUGAUAAACUAUUUAAAUGAAAAAAUUAUAAACUGCUUGAUGCAAAAACUAAAAUCAGAUCUUCAAAAUUUUAAACUAACGCCUAUAGAGGUGGAAUUACAGUUUGACGAGGGUACUGUUGUUUCCAAUAAGGAUAAUUUUUACAUAAAAAAUAAAUGGAUAAAUGAAGUUAAUACAAAAAUUCAUCAUAUAUCUAAUAUAAAGCUAAUUCACUUAACUAAUAAACCAAAAUCUCAUAGACUGUUAGUUACUAAUAUUCUUAAAAGCAUCAGACCAGAAUUUGAGUAUGCCUUGUCGCAAAUUCAGAAUAUUUCAUUAUCAUUUAAAUCGUCAAUUAAUACACUCAACAGAUAUUGCUUAGUAUAUUUGGCCACCAAACAAGAUCUUUUACAAAUUUUGAAUCAAGAUUUUAAAAAAUGUUAUGAUAUUCUAAAAGAUAAUUUUUUGUCGAAAACUAGAUUUUCCAAUUUUAUUGGAAAUUUAUCAUCUACACCACUAUUAAUUGUCAAAUAUAAACAAGUUCAGAUACUUCUGUUAAAACGAUAUGAAUAUUGGCAACAUAUUCUAUGUGAACAUUUAUUUUCUUUAUACACUAAACAAACAUCAGAAUUUUCUUCGAAAGUUAAUAAUUUGGCUUCCGAAUUAAGUUCAGUAAAGAUCGAGCUUUCUGACAUUACUAGUAUCACAUAUAUUUCAAAACAAGUUAUGUUUGUUGAAGAACAAAAUGCCCAUUUUCACAAUCAAUUAGAGACAAUCAGGAACUCAGAAUCAUUGUUUAAAACGCUUCAAUAUAAGUUACCAGAGGAUUUUUUGUAUUCGUCCAAACUUGUCAUAUAUCUAAGCAAUUUACGUAAGGUUACGAAAAAUCAAUCUGAUAUCUUAGUAAAAAAUAGAUCAAUUAUUGUAAAACUUGUUGAAGAUGAAUAUAAAAGACUUGAUUCCGCCUUGCGGAAUAUUUCAAAUGACUGGAAUAUUAAUAGGCCUUCUCCAGAUACAAUUUUGCCUGAUGAUGGGUUACAAAAAAUUUGUAACUAUGAACAGACAAUUAUUAAACUAAAUACUGAUUAUAAUGCAGUUCUGGAUUCAGCAAAACAAAUUUUGAUUCCCAUGAAACCCGAAUUUGAUUACCAUCCAAUUCUAAAAGCAAUUAUAAAUGCCAAAAAGGCAUGGUCAUAUUUGGAGUCUUUUUUUAAAGAGUAUAACUCGUUGAUAAACAUGACAUGGAAUUCACUAGAUAUUAAUUCAUCAAUACACUCGUUAGAAAAUCUAUUAGGGAAAAUUAACAUGCUAGAUAUUGAUGAUAAUAAUUUAUACAUAUUUGAUAAUUUAAAAUCAGAUAUUUUGCUUAUAUUACAAAAUAGUGAUGUACUUAUCCUAUUGACCGAUGAAUCUUUAAAGGACAGGCACUGGUCGACUAUUUUUUUUGAGCUCUCUGAUAGUACUUCUGUAACAGAUGAUCUUAUUAAUGAUUAUGCCUUUAAAUUUUAUGAUGUCAUCAGUUUAAAGCUAGACUUAAUAUUACCUGAGUUAAAUAUUAUCAUUGAACAAGCAAAAAAAGAAUUUACUUUAGAGAAAGUCUUAAAUAAAUUAAAAAAAUACUGGAAAUCUACUAAAUACGAUUUUUUAGAAUAUGAUAACGCUCUUAAAAUUGUUCAGAAUUGGGAGCUAUUAGAAGAACAUCUAAGUCAAGAUUUAGAAGAUUUAACUGCCAUGAAGAAUUCAACGUAUUACAAAAUAUUUGAGCAGGAUUGCUUAGAUUGGCAGAAUAAAUUAACUAGCCUAUCUAAUAUUCAUUCAAAUUGGAUUGAAUUUCAACUUUUAUGGAUCGAAUUGCAUUCAUUAUUCGACAAAAAUACUGAAAUCAAAACUAUUUUACCAUUAGAAUUAUCAAAAUUUGAAAGCAUUACUGCAGAUUUCAAAAUGUUAAUGGAAAGGAUAUACCAACUUCAUAAUGUUAUUGAUGUUAUAUUCAUUCCAAAUUGUCAUAACAUUAUAUUAAAAAUGCAUGAUUCUUUGACAAUUAUCAAACGGUCAUUAAUUGAGUACUUAGAAAAGGAAAGAACUAAAUACCCUAGGUUUUAUUUUCUUGGAAAUGCAGAUAUGCUUCAAGUUAUCAGUGCUGGGAAUGAUAUACGCCUUGUAUCGAAAUUUAUGCAGAGCAUAUUUGGAACAAUAAUUGAUCUUAUAGUAGAUGAUUCGGAAAUAUGUGGGGUAAUAUCAAAGGAGGGUGAACAUUUUCUUUUUAUUAAAUCAAUUCCAUUACAUGAUAUCCCACAAGCUGGCACUUACUUUAAAUUAAUUGAGGAUGCUAUAAAAAUUACUUUGAUUCAAAAAAUAGAACUUUAUUCUAAUAAGGGACAGAUUGAAAUCAACUUCUCUUCAUUGCUUCAAAAAGAAUCUUUCCAGGUAUGCCUGCUUCUCUUCCAAUUGUAUUGGACUAAUACAAUCGAAACGACAUUCUUGACUAAUGAUUUGCAAAGCACUCUUCUAGAACUUAAGAGCAUUAUGGAUUCUAUAGUUGCGCUAAGACAUCAAGACAGCCCUAUUUUACUUCAGAAGAUUAAGAAUUUCUUAAGUGAAUGCAUUUUUUAUUAUGAUUUAAUUAAAAAAAUUAAAGAACUUUCAAGUGAAGCAUUAAAACUGCUUGAAUGGAGCAAAGUUCCAAAAUACUAUUACAAUAGUGACUCUCAUUCUAUAUCUGUUCGUUUUGGAACGCAAAAUUUGAAUUAUGGCUAUUGCUACAUUGGUGUCCCUGAGCGAUUAAUAUAUACACCUUUAGUUCUUGAUGGAUUUGCAUCAAUGAUACAGAGUUUCUCACACAAUUUUGGUAGUUGUUUAUUUGGGCCUGCGGGUACCGGGAAAACUGAGACAGCAAAAAUGGUAAGUCAAAACCUAGGACGUCAAAUUAUUGUCUUUAAUUGUGAUGAAGCAUUUGAUUCACAAGCCAUUAAUAGAUUACUUUUAGGGAUAGGACAGAUCGGUGCUUGGGGAUGUUUUGAUGAAUUUAAUAGGUUAACCCCAAAUGUUUUAAGUGCUGUGUCUGGGUGUAUUGAAAUGAUUCAAGAUGCCCUGUCCCACAAUGGAGUAAUACAAAGUAGUGAUGGACAUAGCAGCUCUAUACAUCCUAAUUCAGGAAUUAUUAUAACCUUGAAUCCUUCAUACGCAGGUAGAUCGGAACUACCAGAAAAUUUGAGAAAAAAGUUUAUAGAAUUUUCAUUCCAGAAGCCUGACAAAGUUGUUAUUGCAGAGAACAUCCUAAGAAUUGAAGGAAUCAAUAAUAUUGAUAAUCUUGCGGCCAAUACUGUCUUGUUUCUAGACAAUAUGACAAAUGAUUGUACACCUCAAAAGCAUUAUGAUUUUGGCCUUCGUAGCUUAAAAAGUAUUAUCUCAACGUGUACUACAUUAUAUUCAGAACUCAAUGAUGUUAAUUUAGCACUAGUAUGCAGUUUACAAAGGAUAUUAUUGCCAAGAUUGACAAUUCAGGACACUGAAUGUUAUAACAAGAAUCUUAAUACCAUAUUUCCUCGAAAAAUUACCACAUUGCCAUUUCUAAAUGAUUUCUACCUAGAAUCUUUAAGAAAUUCUAUUUCAAAUUUUGUUCUUAGCACUUCUGAUGAAUUGGAAAUUAAGUGUCACCAAUUUAUAAAUAUUCAAGAAUCUCAAAAGGCUGUAAUUUGUACUGGACCUACUGGUGUGGGGAAAACUGCUACAAUAAAAGCCUCUCUAAUGGCCAUCGAAGAUGCUUCUGGAAUUACAAAUGAUGUAUUUACUAUCGAUACAAAGACUUUGAACAAAAAAGAAUUAUAUGGUUUUGUAAACCCGAUUACAUUAGAAUGGAAAGAUGGUUUAUUCACAUCUAUUGUAAGGAAAGCAUAUCAGGACAGUUAUUCUAAGGAUAUUCGUAAAAAUACUUGGAUUAUUUUUGAUAGUGAUAUUGAUCCAGAAUAUAUUGAAACAAUCAAUAGUGUUUUAGAUGACAAUCAUCUUCUAACUUUACCAACAGGUGAGCGAAUACCAAUUAUACCUAGCGUUCAUUUAAUAUUCGAAACAGAUAAUUUAGAUUUUGCAACUCCUGCAACAAUAUCUAGAUGUGGCGUUAUACUCUUUGAGAAGCAAAUCUUUACUUCAAUAAAUUUUCUUAAGAACUGUUACAUGUCGCAAAAACAAGAAUUUCAGUUGUUGCACUCCAAUGCAGAAGAUCUCAUUACUAACUUAGAAAAGAUAUUUUUCACUUUGAUUAAUGAAGAGACACUUCAAAAAUAUUUUGAUUUCAUUUCUAAUUACGCUCCCAUAAUGAGUUCUAACAGUCAAAGGAUAAUCAAGACUAUAGUAAGCUUAUAUUUUUCAUUUUUGAGCAAAUUUUGGUCACAGUUUCAGAAACAAUCUGACUCAGAUUUUGAAGAUUUAGUAUCUUUUUCCAUUUUACAAUUAAUAGUGUUGGGAUUUGUAGGUGAUUGCAAUACAUCCGAUCAAAAAAACUUUAUUUCUAAAAUACAACAAGCUGAACGAAAUAAUUGCAUUAAAUUUUGUGAAUUUGAAUCUCCAAUGGAGUGGACAUUAACUUCAAAUCCACUCAACUUGAGUCGUAUAGACGAUCUCAUCCAUAUAGAUUCACUAAAACCUCAAGAAAUUACGUCACCUAACAUAGUAAUAUCUACAGUAGAUACAUAUAAACACGAACAGAUUCUAACAUCUCUGAUUGAUUCUAACACUCCUGUAAUUUUGUGUGGCCCACCAGGUUCAGGUAAAACUAUGGUUAUCCAUAAUAUUAUAAAAAAAAAUAAUAACCUAGAACUAAUAUCAUUAAAUUUUUCCAAAGAUACUACAUUAGAACAUAUCCGUAAAACAUUAGAACGAAAUAUGAUCUAUUCUCAGACACCGACUGGAUAUUCACUAACUCCUAAGUCUUCAAUGAAAGACAUUGUUAUCUUUUGUGAUGAAAUUAAUCUUCCAAAAUUAGACAAAUAUGGUUCACAGCCAGCUAUUUUAUUUUUAAGGCAGCUAGUUGAGAAAAAUGGGUUUUGGAACACUGAAAAGAAUAAAUGGGUUAAUAUUGAACGUGUUCAUUUUAUUGGUGCAUGUAACCCUGAAUCAGAUGUUGGACGGCAGGAGCUCUCCCAAAGAUUCAUUAGACAUACGUGUGUUUUGUAUAUCGAUUACCCCACAGACAAAUCUUUAUUACAUAUCUACGGAACAUUUUAUGAUGCAGUUUUCCAGUUACUUCCAUUAUUGAGAAAUUUUUCCUCAGUUUUUUCCAAGGCGUCAGUGAUGCUGUUUGAACAAUAUAAACUAAAAUUUACCACAAAUAAAUAUAGCCAUUAUUUUUGUUCCCCAAGAGAAUUAACUAGAUGGGUGAAAGGUUUUUAUUUAGGAAUUAACAAUGGAUCUUUUCAAAGUCUCUCGAAUCUUGUCAGAAUGUGGGCACAUGAAGCUUGGAGAAUAUUUGCAGACAAACUUACAUCUAUCGAUGAAAAAACUUGUUUCCUUGAUCUCUUAAACUCAAUAGUAAUGCAGUUUUUCCCUGGACAGGUGUUCGGAAAUUUGGAUUCCUCUUCAUUACUAUUUUCUAAUUGGAUGUCCUUUGAGUAUAAAGAAGUGGAAUUAAAAGACCUAACUUCUUUUAUUAUGCAAAGAUUACAAAUAUACCUUGAGGAGGAAAUAUCUACACCUCUUAUUUUAUACAAAGAAUUGGUAGACCAUAUCUUACGCAUCAAUAGGGUGCUCCACCAAUAUCAAGGCCAUAUUAUGCUUGUAGGCCCCUACAGGACAGGUAAAAAAUCUGUUACUCGAUUUGUUGCAUGGUUAAAUGGAUUUACAAUAGUAGAGCCUGCAAUUCAUAAUUCUUAUUCCUUAGGGGAUUUUGAUGAAUUCUUAAAAGAUGUUUUACUCAGGUGUGCAAUUGAAGAGGAAACAGUUUGCUUGUUAGUAGACGAAUCUCAUAUCCUUCAUACAUCUUUCAUUGAAAGAAUAAACAAUUUACUAUCAAAUUCUGAUAUCCCUGAUCUUUUUCACGGUGAAGACUACGAUAAGUUGCUAAACAUUAUUGCUACCAAAACUCAAUCGUUAGGUUUAACAUUUUUUUCGGAUAAAGAAAUGUACGAAUGGUUUGUAAAUGAAACUGCCAAAAAUCUUCAUGUAGUAUUUACUUUGGAAAAUUUAAUGUAUGAUAAAGAGAACCAGUUGAGUUCACCGGCAUUACUAAACAGAUGUGUGAUAAAUUGGAUGAAUGAGUGGUCAAAUGAAACAAUGGUACAAAUAAUGCAAAAUAUGUUAGGUGACCUACCACUUGAUUUCACGAAGUAUACAAUUCCUAAAGAUAUUAGCUCUGAUCUUGUUAUUCUUAGAUCUACUUCUCUGAUAGAUGCUAUUUUUAAUAUUUUCUUAGUUAUCGAUCAUUGGUACCAUGAAACUCUAAACCUGUCUUUUAGAACAACUAAAUGCUUCUUAAGCAGUAUUACAGAUUUUAGAAAUAUGUUUAAUAAACAUUUCAUAGAAUUAGAGGACAAUCAGAGAUUUUUGAUCACUGGAUUAGAGAAACUAAAUGAAGCUGUUUUUAAAGUCCAAGAACUAAACAAUAUUCUAACAGAAAAACGUGAGGAAUUGGUACUUAAGGAGGAGGAAGCUAAAAAAACAUUAAAUUUAAUGUUACAUGAACAAAAUGAAGCUGAACGGAAACAAGAAGCAACAAUUGAAAUAAAAGAGAUUCUCACUGUCCGAGAGAAAGAAGUGCAAGCACGCCGUUCCAGGAUAUUACAAGAUCUAGAGAGUAUUCAACCAAUAAUCAAUGAGGCCCAACAAGGUGUGCAAAAUAUAAAAAAGCAGCACUUAAUCGAAAUUAGAUCAAUGAAUAAUCCUCCUCCAAUGAUUAAAUUUACCUUAGAAGCCGUCUGUUGGCUAUUAGGAUAUGGUCCGUUGUCCUGGAAAGAAGUGCAACAAAUAAUACGGAAGGAAGGCUUCAUUAGCAAUAUGGUAGAAUUUGAUACUAAAUCAUCCAUAUCUGCAGAAGUAGUAAAUCUAGUCAAAACAAACUAUUUGAACAAUGAACAAUUUACCUAUGAAAAUGUUCUUAGAGCAAGUAGGGCAUGUGGCCCCUUAUUCAAUUGGAUCACUGCUCAGGUAGAAUAUCACUUUAUUUUAAACAGUGUUGGCCCACUAAGGGAAGAAAUUAAUAUAGUUGAAUCUGAUAGAAGAGAGGCUCAAGCAAGACUACUUGCUGCCCAGGAAAUGAUUGAUGAAUUGGAAAUUAGCAUUGAAGAAUCGAAAUUAAAUUAUAGUGGCUUAAUAAGAGAUAUCGAGUUGAUAAAAGACAAGCUAAAAAAGACUGAACUCCAAUUAGAACGUGCUAAUUUGUUGGUUAGCAAUCUAACAUCUGAACGUGCUAGAUGGAAAAAGAGUUCUAUUUCAUUCACAUCAUCAAGAAAUAAGAUAGUUGGUAACUGUCUUUUAUCUUCAUUUUAUUGCAACUAUUGUUCUUCUUUGAACGAAAAAGAAAGAAAUAAUGCUUUAUUAUAUUUUAAGAAACUAUUAGAUUCUUUCGAAAUCAUAUAUGAACACAAUUUUGAAUUUGGAGAUCAUAAUAUUCAAUUUUCUAAUCGUAUUGAAUGGGUAGAAUUAGGGUUACCAAAUGAAGAUCUGUAUCUUGACAAUUUCCAAAUGCUGAUUAGCUGUAACAACACAUGUACCCCAUAUAUCAUAGAUCCAAAUAAUGAAAUUAUUUCUGUUUUACACAAUAUAUAUGGAGAAAAACUUGUGAUUUCUAGCUUUUUAGAGAAAAACUUUAUAUAUAAGGUUAAAAAUGCCGUUCAAUUUGGUCAAAUUAUUCUUAUCCAAGAUAGUGAAUAUUUUGAUCCAAUUAUAACUUCCCUAUUGAAUAAAGAAUUUAGAAGACAAAAUAGUAUAUCUACUAUUCUAAUUGAUGCUCAGAUAAUUGAUGUUUCAAAUGAUUUCAAAAUGAUAUUAUAUUCUACAGAUCCAAAUGGAAAAAUAUCGUCAUACUUGGAUUCAAGAGUUAAAUUAAUUAAUUUCAGUAUUAACAAAGCCAGUAUUGAAUCUAAAUCUUUGAGACUAACAAUUGAAUCGGAAGCUCCUGAAAUUCAAGAAAAGCGUGAAAAUAUUAUGAAACUAAAUGGUGAAUACAAAGUAAUCCUAGAGGAUUUAGAGGUACAACUUUUAAAAAGUAUACAAUCUACUGAAGGUAAUAUCUUGGAUGAUACUGAGUUGCUUGAAACUUUAGAGAGCUUAAAAGAGGAAGCUACAAUGAUCGAAGAUAAAUUACAAGAGACAAACGAUUUUAUGAUUCAGUCUACAAAGGUUACCAAUAAAUAUAUGAUAAUUAGUAAGCAUUGUUUUAGGGUCUAUGAAUUACUCGAUAAAUUAAUGGAAAGACAUUGGUUUUUAAAUAUAUCAAUUACUCAAUACUUGGAAUGCUUUGUUAACAUAUUUAAAGAAGAUACUUAUCAAUAUGAAGAAGAUACCUCACUAUCCAGAGUCGAAGUUCUACUGAAACGAUUCUACAUUACUGUUUAUGAAUUUUUCUCUCCAAUGUUACCACAAGAAUUAAAACUUGUAUUUGCAUGUGCUUUAAAUGCGUAUUAUAUCGAAUCUCAAAAUGUUAAUCCUCAAAAUACCUCGUUUGAAGAAUCAUUUAUUUCUAUAUUGAAAAGUAUCACUAGAAAUGAUAAUAAUACCAUUACUUUAGGGGAUCCUCAGUAUGAAAAUAAUGAAUUCCAUUUGAAAAAAUUAAUAAGGGAUUAUAACGAUGGGAGGUACCUUCUUGGAUUUGAAAGUUUCAUAAAUGACUUAUUUUCUAAUGAUCAACUCAAGAUCGAAAAAUUUAUCAAGACUAAUAAUUUGAUUGGUCUGGGUACAUAUCAAGAUGUUGAUGGCACAUUCCGCAUAGAAGAAGUUGCUCGUAAGGUAAAUAAAAAAUUGAUUAAAAUUCCAUUAGGAUCUGAAGAAAAUAUUUAUCAAAUUGAACAACAAAUAGCCAAGCUCCAAAAUUUAGCUUUAGGAAAAAACGAACUUGAAGAUAAUGAAAAUUUUGAUUGGCUAUUAUUAGAAAAUGUUCAGAUGUCUUUAAGAUGGUUCACGGAGGAAUUUUAUGAAAAGAUUCAAACAAUUAUAACCAACAAUGAACCAGGAGGGCAAAAUAACCAUCAAAUGAUUACCAAAGGAAAAAUAUUCUUUAGUUAUAAUUUGAAUGGUGAAAUUUUACCUGUUGAAGUAAUAAGAAAUUCAUACAAGAUUGUAUAUGAAAACAAAGAUUCAGUGCUGACUACGGUAAGAGAGCUUUGGGAAAUAUGCUUAGAGACAGAAUAUGGCAAAGAAAGGGACCAUCAAGACAAACAAGGUAAAUAUUCCAAUAAUUAUGAACAACGUAAUGACCAUAUUAUGAUUUUUGAAUACAUGAAAUUUUUCUUAUGCUGGUUUCAUUCUAUUUUAGUUGGCAAAUGCCAAUUAGCCCCUAUUGGAUUUACACGUAGGUACGAUUUUAAUCAAAGAGAUUUUCAAUGUGGGCUAAAUUAUUUACAAGAAUUCUUUGAUAAAGGGUACUAUACGGAAGGUACGAAUCGGAGCAGCCAUGAAAUACCGAAGACUCAUUGGGCUAGUAUCCAAUUAGAAACAAUAUGCUAUACUCUUGGCAGAAUAAUUUACGGUGGUAAAACUGAUAAUACGAGUGAUAUGAAAUCUGUAAUGGCAAUUUGUAGUGAAAUCAUAGGAAAUAACAUAAAGAAGUUAUUGAAGACUAUUUCUUCUAAUAGCAUUCCAAAGUCCAACCCCAAUUCUUCUGAUAACUUAAAAAUACCCUCCUACAACGAAGCUGAAAUAAUUCCUGGGGUCAGAAUCAAAUUGCACAGAUUCACAGCAGAGGCACAAAGAUCUGAAGAGAACUUCUCAGAUUCUCAAGAAGAAGGCGAAGAGGGCCCACUGAAGAGAUACUUGACAAAAGUCUUGGCUGACCUUAACCAAUCAUCCGUGGAACCAAACGAGUGGUUACUAAUGGAGAAAGAGGCAGUGCAACAAUAUGAGAAGUUAGCUGCCCAGAAAGUAUCUGAGGAGAUUUUGAGACUGAUUGAGUAG